ACCUUGCUAGCUCCCUUCCCCAAUCUCUCCCAUCUCUCAUCUUCCGCCUUGUCCACCAAACCCUAGCUCGCUAGAGCCCGCGCCGCCGCCAUGGACGUCGACGCGGAGAUCUCGCGCACGCAGGAGGAGCGGCGCAAGUUGGAGGAGGCGCUCGCGGCCGGCGCGCCCAUGGCCGUCUCCUCCGUCACCUUCGACACCGACCUCUACGGUGGCGGAGGGGCCGACCCCAACCGCUUCGCCGGCUACGACACCUCCAUCCCGGCCUCCGAGGACGACGCCGCGGAGGACGACACGGAGGCCGCCAACCCCGCGCCGCGCCGCCUCGCGGCCUACACGGGCCACGCCAUCGCCGCCGCCGACCUCCCGCGCUCGGCCGACGACGACGCGCUGCCCAAGAGGUCCCAGCGCAUCAUCGACCGCGAGGACGACUACCGGCGCCGCCGCCUCAACCAGAUCAUUUCGCCGGAGCGCCAUGACCCGUUCGCUGCCGGGGAGGCCACCCCGGACCCCUCGGUGCGGACCUACGCCGAUGUCAUGCGUGAUGCGGCGCUUGCGAAGAAGAAGGAGGACCUGAUGCGCGAGAUUGCGAAGAAGAAGAAGGAAGAGGAGGAGAAGGAGAAGGAGAAGAAGGCUGCGGCACCUGAGCAGCCUGCUGCCACCACAAAGCGGCGCAACAGGUGGGAUCAGUCGCAGGACAGCGAUGCUGCUGCUGGGGCUAAGAAGGCAAAGACAUCCUCGGACUGGGAUGCCCCUGAUGCAACUCCUGGGAUCGGGCGUUGGGACGCAACUCCUGGGCGUGUUGGAGAUGCCACACCCUCUGUGAGAAGGAAUAGAUGGGAUGAGACACCAACCCCAGGGAGGAUGGCUGAUGCUGAUGCAACGCCUGCAGCUGGUGGUGUUACCCCGGGCGCAACUCCUUCUGGGGCUUGGGAUGCUACUCCAAAGCUGCCUGGUGGUGUCACGCCAACCCCUGGUAAGAAGCAGAGAUCAAGGUGGGAUGAGACGCCAGCGAGUAUGGGGAGUGCCACCCCUGGUGGUCUCGGUGCUGCAACGCCUGCUGGCUAUACUCCUGGACCGACACCAUUUGGUGCAGAGAACCUUGCCACACCAACGCCUAGUCAGAUCGCUCGUGGCCCGAUGACUCCAGAGCAGUACCAGCUCAUGCGGUGGGAGCGGGACAUUGAAGAGAGAAACAGGCCUCUCACUGAUGAGGAGCUUGACGCUAUGUUCCCGCAGGAGGGGUACAAGAUUCUUGAGCCUCCGGCUUCUUACCAGCCCAUAAGGACCCCGGCAAGGAAGCUUCUUGCGACGCCAACACCUCUUGGAACACCACUUUAUGCUAUUCCAGAGGAGAAUCGUGGGCAGCAGUUUGAUGUGCCCAAGGAGCUGGGUGGUGGUUUACCACUCAUGAAGCCAGAGGAUUACCAGUAUUUUGGGACGUUGCUGAAUGAGGAAGAGGAGGAGCAGCUAUCGCCAGAGGAGCAAAAGGAGAGGAAAAUCAUGAAACUGUUGCUCAAAGUGAAGAAUGGCACACCCCCACAGCGUAAAACAGCACUUCGGCAGCUGACAGACAAAGCCCGGGAAUUCGGUGCUGGACCACUGUUCAACAAAAUCCUGCCCUUACUUAUGCAGCCAACACUGGAGGACCAGGAGCGACACCUUCUGGUGAAGGUCAUUGAUAGGGUACUGUAUAAGCUGGAUGAGCUGGUCCGUCCAUUCGUGCACAAGAUUCUUGUGGUUAUUGAGCCCCUGCUUAUUGAUGAGGACUACUAUGCUCGUGUUGAGGGCCGGGAGAUCAUCUCAAAUCUUAGCAAAGCAGCUGGUCUUGCCACAAUGAUUGCUGCCAUGCGGCCGGAUAUUGAUAACAUUGAUGAGUAUGUCAGAAACACCACUGCUAGGGCGUUCAGUGUGGUGGCUUCUGCUUUGGGUAUCCCUGCACUCCUACCGUUCUUGAAGGCUGUCUGUCAGAGUAAGAAGUCCUGGCAGGCUCGGCACACUGGUAUCAAAAUCGUUCAGCAGAUUGCUAUUCUCAUGGGCUGUGCUGUUCUGCCACAUCUUAAGUCACUUGUUGAGAUCAUUGAACAUGGUCUGAGUGAUGAGAACCAGAAAGUGCGGACCAUUACUGCCCUUUCUCUUGCUGCACUAGCUGAGGCUGCUGCACCCUACGGUAUAGAAAGCUUUGAUACUGUUUUGAAGCCUUUGUGGAAGGGUAUCAGAUCUCACCGUGGGAAGGUCCUUGCUGCCUUCUUGAAGGCCAUUGGUUUCAUCAUCCCUCUGAUGGACGCUCUGUAUGCGAGUUACUACACAAAGGAGGUGAUGCAGGUCCUUAUUAGGGAGUUCCAGUCACCAGAUGAAGAGAUGAAGAAGAUUGUCCUCAAGGUUGUGAAGCAGUGUGUCAGUACAGAGGGUGUGGAGGCUGAUUAUAUCCGGAAUGACAUCCUUCCAGAUUUCUUCAAGCACUUCUGGGUUAGGAGAAUGGCUCUAGAUCGCAGGAACUAUAAACAGCUUGUGGAAACUACAGUGGAGAUGGCGAAUAAGGUUGGAGUUGCUGAUAUUGUUGGGAGGGUUGUUGAGGAUCUGAAGGAUGAAAGCGAGCCCUACAGAAGGAUGGUGAUGGAAACAAUUGAGAAGGUGGUGGCCAACUUGGGUGCUUCAGAUAUUGAUGCUCGCCUAGAGGAGCUGCUUAUUGAUGGUAUUCUGUAUGCUUUUCAAGAGCAAACAAGUGAUGAUGCGAAUGUUAUGCUUAAUGGUUUUGGAGCUGUGGUUAAUGCACUUGGACAGAGAGUUAAGCCUUACCUUCCUCAGAUUUGUGGUACCAUCAAGUGGCGAUUGAACAACAAGAGUGCAAAAGUUAGGCAGCAGGCUGCUGAUCUGAUAUCCAGGAUAGCCAUCGUCAUGAAGCAGUGCCAGGAGGAGCAGCUCAUGGGUCAUUUGGGUGUUGUGCUGUAUGAGUACUUAGGAGAGGAGUAUCCUGAAGUGCUGGGUUCGAUUCUUGGAGCUUUGAAGGCUAUCGUCAAUGUCAUUGGUAUGACUAAAAUGACUCCUCCAAUCAAGGACCUUCUUCCUCGUCUGACCCCCAUCUUGAAGAACAGGCAUGAGAAGGUCCAAGAGAACUGCAUUGAUCUUGUUGGUAGGAUUGCUGAUCGUGGAGCAGAAUUUGUGCCAGCAAGGGAAUGGAUGAGGAUUUGUUUUGAGCUGCUUGAAAUGUUGAAGGCUCACAAGAAGGGUAUUAGGAGAGCCACUGUGAACACAUUUGGUUAUAUUGCUAAGGCUAUUGGGCCGCAGGAUGUGCUGGCCACCCUUUUGAAUAACUUGAAGGUGCAAGAGCGACAAAACCGUGUUUGCACAACUGUAGCAAUUGCUAUAGUUGCUGAAACGUGCUCACCUUUCACAGUUUUGCCUGCCCUUAUGAACGAGUACCGGGUUCCAGAGCUCAAUGUCCAAAAUGGUGUCCUGAAGUCCCUCUCUUUCCUCUUUGAAUAUAUUGGUGAGAUGGGCAAAGAUUACAUAUAUGCUGUCACUCCCUUACUUGAAGAUGCCCUCAUGGAUAGAGAUCUGGUUCAUCGGCAGACUGCUGCUUCUGCUGUUAAGCACAUGGCUCUAGGCGUUGCUGGCUUGGGUUGUGAGGAUGCUCUUGUCCAUCUGCUUAACUAUGUGUGGCCAAACAUUUUUGAGACAUCUCCCCAUGUCAUAAAUGCUGUCAUGGAGGCGAUUGAGGGGAUGAGGGUCGCACUAGGUGCAGCUGUGAUUUUGAAUUAUUGCCUGCAAGGCCUCUUCCAUCCAGCAAGGAAAGUGCGUGAAGUGUAUUGGAAGAUCUACAACUCUCUAUACAUUGGUGCACAGGAUGCACUUGUUGCUGCAUAUCCUGCCCUGGAGGAUGAUGGGGAUAACAUCUUUAGCCGUCCAGAGCUGGCAAUGUUUGUCCGGGGCCGACCAAAGCCGAUGGCCGCCGGGUUCGCGCUCGCCGCCGCGUCCCCGUCGCCGGCGCUGCUCACCGGCGAGCGCCUCGUGGUCUUCCUCUUCGCCGCCCGCGUCGCGCUCGCGGCCCCGGCCCUCCUCGCCGCGCCGCUCGCGGUCCUCGCCGCCGCCGCCCUCGCCGUCGAGCUCGCCGUGGAUGGCUCCGCCUCCCCGCUCCGCCGCUUCAGGACCAGGCCAGGUGCUUCAUCAGGCAUACUUCUUGGUGCCACUACUCUGCCGAGUGUCAUGCUUUCUCAAUUAAUCCAGCGGUCAAGGCUCUUACCAGCUGAUCCUAAUGGACCUGAAGAAUUUGCAUACCUUGAAAUGCAGUACUGGGCGGCAUCAAUCAGCUGUCUCGGUGUGCUGGCUUUCUUCCUUUGGCAUCUACGGCAGUCUCCCAGCAAUGGAGUUUCUAAACAUUUGAAAUACGGUCCAUUGUUGGUAGCUUUAUAUCUCGUGACAUACUUCUUGUCCUUUCUACUGAAGACUGAUGGAGGUCUGAUGGUAAUGACCAAUAUGGUGUAUAUGCUCUGCCAUGGAGUGGCUGCUGUGAUCUUAAUCAAGCAUAUUCUAGAGAAGUUUCCUUCAUGUUCAUCUUUUGGGGAGGCGCUUCUGGUGUCCAGUGGUCUUGUUCUUUACUUUGGUGAUAUGUUGGCCCAUACACUUUCAAAGAUGGAUUUUUCCAUGUCAUCAAAAGCAUUCAUUCACACACCUGGAACUAGAAGCGAUAUGACCACAAUUAUUCAGGGGAUUUUACUUGGCCUUUUUCUACUUCCAUUGCUAUACAAAAGUUCUCUUCAGUUUUGGGAUUACUGUAAGGGGAAGCAACGGACAGAAGCAGCUGUGGAACAUACACAAAAAAGAAUUGGUUCUGCUGUAUUCUAUACCUUGUUGUUGGUGGUGUUAAUGUUUUUAGUACCAUCAUGGACACACCUUGUUCAAGGUCUUAAAGUGCAUCCUUUUGUUUGGAUUAUUAACUACAUGUUCACUGAUUCACAUGAACGACUUGCUUUAUGUGCAUACUGGAUAUGUGUGAUAUGUGUAUCAGUUAGAAGGUUCUACAGCAUAUCAAAGCAGAGCAAAACAGAGAGGAUUCUUUUGCGCAAGUAUUAUCAUCUUGUCGCUGUUCUGAUUUUCUCUCCUGCAGUUAUAUUUCAGCCUGCUUUCUUGGACUUGGCAUUUGGUGCAGCAUUUGCAGUUUUCUUAAUAUUGGAGAUGAUACGAAUUUGGGAAAUAUACCCUCUUGGGCGUGUUGUGCAUCAGUUUAUGAACGCCUUCACUGAUCAUCGUGAUUCUGAGAUUCUUAUUGUUAGCCAUUUUUCACUCUUACUGGGCUGUGCACUUCCUAAAUGGAUGUCAUCUGGAUUAAAUGACCGACCGCUUGCCCCUUUCGCUGGAAUUCUCAGCUUGGGGAUAGGCGAUACCAUGGCAUCAAUGAUAGGGUACAAGUAUGGCGUGUUAAGAUGGAGCAAGACAGGAAAGAAAACAAUUGAAGGCACAGCAGCAGGCAUAACUUCUGUGCUAGCAGCCUGCUCUAUUCUGGUGUCACUCUUAGCUUCCAGCGGGUACAUUCUUUCGCAGAAUUGGUUAUCGCUUUUGAUAGCUGUAACAUUGAGCGGAUUAUUGGAGGCAUAUACAGCACAGCUCGACAAUGCUUUCAUACCUCUCGUGUUCUACAGUCUUCUAUGUCUAUAGAAGUAACCUUCUGUACAUCAGACUGAUCUUGAGGUCCUCUUUUUGUUUGCUAAUAUAUGCUAGUAUAUAGUGCAAUACGUUAUGUCUACAUUAGUCGCUUGGUCUCCUCGGUGCGUCAAGUGCCUGAUCCAACUAAUCACAUUAUCUGUAAUCCUGUAUUCAGAAGUUCAGAAGUCCUGCUCUUGGUUGAAGCAUAUAGGCAUAGGAACUAGGAACAGAAGUAGAAAAGCACAAAUGAGUCCUUGAGCAGAUGGCAUUUUGGCAUAGUUGAAUGUACAUAAAGUAUUAUCUGAACCUGUCAUUGGAAUAUACAUGUUGUUCCUCCAUACUA
This is a messenger RNA of Setaria italica (foxtail millet), 5983 nucleotides long. Its product is annotated as splicing factor 3B subunit 1. Gene Ontology annotation, molecular function: mRNA binding. The record is from RefSeq and is a predicted model, not a curated record. Gene Ontology annotation, cellular component: U2 snRNP; U12-type spliceosomal complex; catalytic step 2 spliceosome. NCBI's taxonomy places the organism in Eukaryota, Viridiplantae, Streptophyta, Magnoliopsida, Poales, Poaceae. Gene Ontology annotation, biological process: spliceosomal complex assembly. The transcript has 15 exons. Bases 91 to 5652 code for a protein of 1853 amino acids.